Molecule: messenger RNA, 441 nt
Organism: Sphaeroforma arctica JP610
Lineage: Eukaryota; Ichthyosporea; Ichthyophonida
Exons: 2
Coding region: 1-441 (146 amino acids)
Source: RefSeq, a predicted model, not a curated record
AUGUCCACUGCCACUACUCUGCACACGACUGGCCCACCGUGGCGCUCACAUUGCAACACUGAAUCGCCGUCUACGGAACCGCAGACUGAGGGGGUUGCUAAUGGGCACUCGUUACCCCCUACAUAUAGCGACGCACCUCAGACCUGGGUGGACAGGACCGAGGACAGGGCACAAGAGUCCGACACACACGCACCGGAUUCAGGAUACUAUGUGAUCCCCAAUGUGCUGGCACAUAGUUCGCUGUGGUACGUCAAUGAACUCACGGGAGAGGUAGUACAUCACCCGCCCCCGUCACACUCUCAGGCACAAGCCGUGCGAAGUGGUGUGUGUUGGGCGGUCUUUAUCAGCACGCAGGAUAUCAAGGCCGGCGACGAGCUAUUUAUAGACUACCAGUUGGCCGGCCCGCCGUAUCCGGAAUGGGCCAGAGAUUGGUAUAGUUGA